Arctia plantaginis is the source of this 1338-nucleotide messenger RNA. The record is from the annotation of a GenBank genome assembly. Lineage: Eukaryota; Metazoa; Arthropoda; Insecta; Lepidoptera; Erebidae.
AUGACGAGCGCUGGUGAUUGCGUUCUCGUGUUCCUUAUACUGAUCCAGGCGGCAUUCUCACAAGACUACGAUGUCACGGACAUUCAAUGCACUUUUGCGAGUAGUGGCACCGGUCUUCGAGAUUCAGUUACCGCUUUGCUGAGGAAGCCGGAGGGAUUUCGCGGUGCACCUCUAUUUGCAGACGACCGUGCAACGGACCCUGUUGCUGAUCCUGUUUGCCAAAUAAGACCUGAACCAGAAGAUAGUACAGGAUUAUUGUACAGAUUGCGAAUCACGGACUUUACAAGAUGCGGCGUACUCAAACGAAAUGGUUUUGUUCACGUCCGAGUCUGGUUCCCGCAAUUUCCAGGAGUGGUUAUGCAAUCAGAUCAAGAACUUAUAAUAAUGUGCAAGCCGCCGGAACCAACAAUUAUCGAGAAUAAGGCGGCUGGAUUUGCUGGCAGUUUUCCCCACGGCGCAAGAGUAUCAGGUGUCGUAGAAGAAACUCCAGGGCGCCUCGAGUACGAAGUGGCUCUGUAUAAAGAAGCACCCCCUGUCUCCAGGCACACUAAUCAUUCAGUAGAUUUGCCGGUCGAUCAGGUAACUACUGCGGUGCCAAUCGGCACAAAGCUUCAACUGCGUGCGCGCAUCAACCCAGACUCGGCGUGGCGGCAUAUUAAGUUGUUGGAGGUGGCGGUCUCGCCUGACCCUGAUAGGCCACACGCACCCGGUGCUGUGCUUCUUGUUAAAGACGGGUGCCGAAAUCGUGACUUUGCUUCAAUCAUUCCUCACCAACCAGCACGCUACCGAGAGCGGCACAACGAAGUGUUUUUGGAUUUCGAGGCAUUCCUCCUUGCUUCAAUGAAAGAACGUUCAACGCUUUGGAUACACUCGCAAAUAAAGGCUUGUAUGGAUGCCGGUGAUUGCCAACCUGACUACUGUUUAGACUUGUUUGAACCCUCAGGACAUGGCCGUCGACGACGAUCGUUGCCUGAGGUUUCCCACAGUCACAACGUCACGAGUUCCGCAUUAGUGUCUGAUGCUGACAACUCUACAGUACCGUUCACAAGGUUUAAAGAGAACCUGGAAUAUUCUGUUGUAAUGCCUGGUGAACUGUUUCAUAGGACACCAAUUGAAAGUACGUGCGCUACGUCCAUGAUGGUAGCAGUAGCUUUGGGAGCGCUUCUGUUUAUGUCUGCUUUACUAAUGUGCUACUUAGCUACGAAACUGAACGCCACAAUGCUGAAAAACAGCAAUUUACAAACUCCAUCUGGAAAGGGCUUCGAACAAAUACUGAGAGAGCUGGCGCACCACUCUCUCCCAGAUUCAGGGUACACCGGACGUCCUACUGUACAGUGA